UUUUUUACACCACCACCACGACCACCGCCACCACAGCAACAACCGUUGUACGCUUAAACUACUGCUUGGUGCCUAUUUUAACCACCUUGGAAGGAGGCUGAUGAUUGUGAUGAUGGGAUGGGCGCAGCUGGCCGGUGGCAAGCUCCACAUUUCACUCUGAUGGGGUGGUGUAGGGUCAGUCUGUGCGUAGGACAGCCAUUAUUGACAAUCACAAGUUAGUACCUGGUUUAUUGAUGGAAGGAUGAUGAUGGUGAUGAUGGGAUGGUCGCAGCUGACAGUGGUGGCAGCUCCACAUUUCACUCUGAUGGGUGCAGGGAUCAGCCUCUCCACAAAACAACCAUUGACGGUCAAAUUAGUACCUGGUUUAAAGACGGAAGGAUGAUGGUAGGAUGGUCGCAUCUGACAAUGGUGGCAACUCCACAUUUCACUUUUGGUGGUGGGGGAAUCAGUUUCUGCAUAAGACAACCAUUAUCGAUAACCACAAAUUAGUACUUAAUUUAUAGAUGUGAGGAUGAUGGUGAUGAUAGGCAGUCAGUCCCCAUAUUCACCGUCAUUGGUGGAAAUGGCAUAUUUGCACGGCGGUUAUUAUCCGCAAUAGGACAAUCACAGGCUUAACCACGAACGGAUCCGUAUUUGAUUGCCCUUAGGUGACGUUAACGAUUAUGGGCUGUGUCUUAUUUCGUGAACAGCGUUUUUUGGAAGUGGAAUGUUUAAUGGAAAAACGACGCACCGAGUCUCAGCUCGGACACCGCAAAUUGCCAUUUUCACUCUGCCUGUCUGAAAAAGAGCGAAAUAGCUCAGUGGGCGCUGUGUGACCUGGCAAAACGAAACGUUUAUAGUUGACUUAUUUUGUUCUCGCGUGUACAUUUGCGAGUGCAGGCAAUCACGAAUGCCCCGCGAUCACACGUUAGCAAGCUAUUUCGGAACAACGCUCUUGUGAGGCUGUUGCAAAACUGUCUCGGACUCGAGGAUCGGGGAUGCUGACCAUCUGCGGGUAACUGGGUUCCAGGUCUUCUGGUCGGAGGGGCCCCCGGUGAAACUCCACCGGCCGUAUCCGCUGCAAGAGAAUAAUAUGGCGUGCGCGGCGGUGCUGGCCGUGGAUCCGGACCCGCGCGGGGACUUCCCGGCGUGGCUGGCGACGCGCGGCAUGAAGCCCACGUUCGCCGACGCCAUGGAGCGCGAGCUGGGCAUCAGCGACUACGAGGAGCUGCUGGCGUGCGCCGAGGACGCGCAGGUGACGGCCGAGCUGCUGGGCGCCGCCCGCGACCGCCUGCCCUUCGCCUUCUACGCCGUGCUGCGCCGCCUCGUCAGGGCCGUGAGCCCGCUUGGCGGCGCCGAGGGCCACGGAACGCCGACGGCGGCGGCGGUGGCGGCGCGGCAGCAGCCGGAGUUGGCGCCGCUGCUCGACGCAAUCGUGGCGACGCUCGACCGGCUCGGCAAGGAGCUGCUCCGCUCGGCGGAGAAGUUUGUCUCCCUCGAAUCGGUGCUGUGCCCGCGCUCGCCCGCCAACAUGUGCCACUCGGACGGCGGCGACGAGCCGGCGCGCUACGCGGGAGACUCCGCGCCGCAGGGCGAAGAUCGCGACUUCGCGGAGGGCAUCGCCGCUGGACGACCACUCAAGGUGGAGCCUGCCGAGGCCGAGGAGCUCUACGAUGAGCAGGUGGACACCGCCAUCCCCUCGGAGAACAACUGUGACGUGGCACGCGAGGAGCAUGCGACCACCCUUCAGCACCAGCACACCGACGCUGGCAGCCGUGCAGAAGCGUACUCCUCCGAGGACCCCGACCUCCACCCGCACCCCAUGCACACGUGGGACGAGCAGGAGGCGCGGCUGCAGCGUCUCGCCGACUGGACCCGCUCGGACAAAAUCUUCUACAGCAUCGGCGGCGUGCGAGCCUUCCACGGCCGCCCCUUCGUCCAGGCGGCGCCGCCGCCGCCGCCGCUGCCGCCGACGACGAUAGCCAUGGCCAACACCACCAACAGCCCGCGACGGCUGAUCCCGCCGCGGCCGUCGCACCCGCCGGGGGAAGGCGGCGGAGCGGCGACGGACGCGGCGGCGGUGGCGGCGGUGAUGGCAGGGGCGUCCCGGCUGCACCGCUGCGACUUCUGCGGACGCGACUUCAAGACGCGGCAGUACCUGUGCAAGCACCGGCGCACGCACACGGGCGAGAAGCCGCACAACUGCGAGGUGUGCGGCAAGGCCUUCUCGGACCUCAGCAACCUGGUGCGGCACCGCAGCAUGCACACGGGGCAGAAGCCGUUCGAGUGCGAGCUGUGCGGCCUCGCCUUUCGCCUCAAGCACCACCUCACCGACCACCGGCGCACGCACUGGCGCAAGGUGGCGGCCACCCUCGGGUUCACGCCCGGCGCGAGGGGUCGCGGCGGCGGCGACGGCGGCGGCGGCGACUGACAGUGAGGAGAUGGCGGCGUGGCGGAGACGUGCGGGAAGUGUGGGGAUGCAGAGACGUGCGUGGAGAUACGAGGGAGACGUGGAAACACGGGCCGUGUGGAGUCUUGGGCCAUCGAGGGGGCGGGGGGGAGACGCGGCGGACGGUGGAGACGCGGGAACGUGUGGCUCCGUAUAACCCAGUUCCAGAAUCCAGGCUGCACCCAGGGCCAAGGCUCCACAGGGGCAUCACCCAUCUCGUUUGCUACUGCAUGGUGUGUCCGUGAACGAUCGGGAGUCGCAUGUACAGUGUUGCAGUGGGAAUGUACACUUGCUUAUGUAUGUGUGCGUGUGUUUUGAGUGCGCGUGUGGAGCGGUAGUGUAGUGGGUAGUGCACAUAGCUACUAACCUGGCAGCCUCGAGUUAAAUUCCCGGCCGCGGUCAAACACCACGUUCUUGGGAACGUGCUCGGCGCGGCGGCGUGAUCUGGAAAGGGCCGCCUGGCGACGUCUCGUGGGGACCGCUACUCUCCGGCCAGGGGCAAGCGACUGGUGACGAUGAUGAUGAUGAGUUAACACUGGUGGCAAGUGAUACCUGCACUGGUACUUGGCCUCCCACAGAUCAACUCUGCAUUCAGUGAGCACUUAGGAGACAAAGCGGGCCAGGCGUUGGUUCUGGCCACACCGCCGCACCUUGCGCCAUGUAGAGCUUAUUCGGUGCUUGCAUUACCGCGCUUCCUCCAACAGUCUAUGGGGCUUGACAGGGCUCUUUGUGAGUGUGUGGGUUUGUGGGUGUUACACUGGCACGUGUUUGCUGCUUGGCCAAAGCAAGCCGUGUGAAAAUAUCUUGAAAGCAAGAGGCAUUUGUCCUCAUUAAAAGGUGUGACACUUCUAGGUAAAUAUUUAAAUUACUUGUCAUUAUUUCAAUUGUUAUUAUUUGGAGAUACAGUAAAACCUUGGAUUGCGAGCGUGAUUCGUUCCGGAAACGUGUUUGUAAUCCAAAGCACUCGUGUAUCAGUUGUGAUCACGUGACACUCGGCAGACAAAGCGUCUACGUUCGCUACUCACAUUGCAAGACCUCGCUCGUUUAUCAAAUGUAUAGUAAUUUAAUUUGUUUUAUCCGAGAAGGUGUCACAAAGUCUUAAUAAUUAUGUACUUUACAUCUUGCAUGGGAUGUUUGGCCAAUUAAUGUUUUGAGUGUUUUUAUUUUUGCAUGUGGAAGGGCCCAGAGAAAACCCGCAGCACAUACGAAGGGAGAAAUGCUCCCCAAACUCCCCCCAACGCGCUCGGCUUUGUCACACUGCCAUUUUCUCUACUACCUCUUUUUGCCGUUGUCAUUUUCACGAAAAAGUUUUCCCAAUUGUGCUAUCGUUAUCUUAAAGUCUACUGACGGAUCGUUCGCAGAGCGCGAAGUGGAGUAUGUUCCACACAUUGUUAUCUCCAGUAGUAGCCAAUGUUUUCACGGAAAAAUUUGAGACAGAUGCCAUCCAGACAUCCAUCCUACAUCCUUGUGGAAGAGAUACGUAGAUGACACGUUCGUCAUCUGGCCACAUGGCCUGCCAGCUCUGAACCAAUUCUUCAACCACAUCACUUCUAAAGUCCCAGCCAUCGAAUUCACCAUGGAGGUGGAAAAGGAUGGCAAGUUACCAUUCUUGGAUGUUUUAAUCUAAAAGAGACCAGAUGGCUCAUUGGGACACACUGUCUACAGGUAAGCCACCCACACGGAUGCCUAUCUGAAACCUGACUCCCACCACCAUCGCUCAUCAAAUCUCUACACCAUAGGGCACGUUGCAUUUCCGACCAUCACCACCUAGCCAGUGAACUGGAGCACGUACACCAAGCCCUCGAGAUGAAUGGAUAUUCGGAUUGCACAAUCCGUAAAGCUGUCAUCCCAACCGUUGGGAGAGAACCACCUGAGGAUCCAAUCAAAACCAUCACCUUGCCAUACAUAGCAGGGGU
Messenger RNA from Petromyzon marinus (sea lamprey), 4344 nucleotides. RefSeq lists its product as uncharacterized. Gene Ontology annotation, biological process: regulation of transcription by RNA polymerase II. Gene Ontology annotation, molecular function: DNA-binding transcription factor activity, RNA polymerase II-specific; RNA polymerase II cis-regulatory region sequence-specific DNA binding. NCBI's taxonomy places the organism in Eukaryota, Metazoa, Chordata, Hyperoartia, Petromyzontiformes, Petromyzontidae. The record is from RefSeq and is a predicted model, not a curated record.